AUGUAUCGCCUUGAUCUGAACUCCGAUCUUUCUAUUCGGAACCAAUGGGCUCGCCAGCACAUUGUUCGAGCCGUCCAGCAAGAUUGGAACCGCAUCGUCCAGCGAGAGCAAGACUCUUCUGAAACCCCCCUCCCACUUAUCCCUGAAGGAAACAAGCUUCCUCGUGCCCCCGCCCCUCGCAAAUCCCCUGCUCCCCAUGACCAUGGAUCCAAGGAGCCCAGAGUCAUCAAGAUAGGUAUCGUAGGUGCUGGCGCAGCUGGUCUGUUUACUGGUCUCGUAUUGGACUACCUCAACGGUCGGCUACACAACCAGGCUGUCCCGCUCAAAUUUGAGUAUGACAUCCAUGAGGCUGCUGGACCGGACAGAGUUGGAGGUCGACUGUUUACUUACAACUUUGGUGGUCGUCGUGAUUUCCAUGAUUAUUACGAUGUCGGGGCGAUGCGGUUUCCUGACAACCCUGUCAUGGGACGCACAUUUGAUCUCUUCUCUAAGCUGGGCAUGGAAAAGACUGACUUCAAGGCCAACCCUGACGCGCCUGAUGGGUCCUUGAUUCCUUACAUCAUGCAACCCAGUGCUUCAUCUACAAACCCUUGGUGUUUUAACAACGUCACUGUUUGGGGUUCGACAUACAAAGAUGUUCAAACAGCUGCUGAUACGGUAGAUCCAUUCAACAUCGACGCAGAUAAACGUAUCAGUCCUGAGCUACUCAGGGACGGACCUGAUAACGUCAUGAAGGCUAAUAUUCGUCCUCUCCGCGAACAGCUGAUCAAGGAUGUUGAACAGAGUCCUCCGGGAGAGGAAGGUUGGAAGAUGUUGAUGGAGUACGAUACAUAUAGUACUCGUCAGUUUCUUUCAAUUGCGCAUAAAAAGAAACCCAAAGAUAUCCCCGCGCCUCCAUACAACUAUGAGACCAUCGAGUGGCUCGAAACAUUCAACGGAGGAACAGACUGGUAUGACCAGGCUCAUAGUGAGACUGUUCUCGAGUCCCUUGACUUCGAAUUUUCGGAGGACACCAAGUGGUACUGUGUCCUUGGAGGCGCUCAACAACUCGCCAAGAAGAUGGAAGAAAAGGUUAUCCAUAAGCCCAAGUAUCACUCCCCUGUUGUCUCCAUCAAGGCUGUUGACAAGAUGAAAGUGGAGCUCGAUGUCAGGACUCAACAGAACACUGAAGUCCUCACAUACGAUGCUGUUCUGUCUUCCACUACCCUCGGGUGUCUUGGACGUAUCGAUACACGUCAUGCAGGAUUGAGGUACCCAGUCAAGCAGGCCAUUCGCUCCUUGGGGUACGGUACAUCAUGCAAGGUGGCUAUCAAGUUCAGCCGCGCCUGGUGGAUCCAUGACCUGAAGGAUUUUAACAUUCAGGAGGCAGGUCUGGGCCACUCCGAUCUGUCACUUCGAACUUGCGUUUACCCAUCGUAUAACAUCUACGAUGACUCUUCCAAGACGGCUGUACUGCUGUGCUCCUACACUUGGCAGCAAGAUUCCGAUCGCAUUGGAUCUCUCAUGUCGACCAACACGAACCAUAGCCACAAGGUUGCUGAUGAAGCAGCAUUAAAAGAGCUGCUCAUUCGUGAUCUGGCUAUCCUGCACAGAAACAACCAGAUUAAUGAAGAGGAACUGUAUAAACUUAUCAAGAACAGUUAUCUCGAUCAUCAUGCCUAUGACUGGUCCGAAGAUGCCAACACUGCGGGUGCUUUUGCAUUCUUCAGACCCCAGCAGUUCAGCUCGAUGUGGAACAGGAUCAUUCAACCCUCCGGCGAUGUCGUCAUUGUUGGUGAGGCCGCCAGUCCUCAUCACGCAUGGGUCGUGGGAGCUCUCGAGAGUGUUGUGCACGGCCUACACGCUUGGAUGGGCACCAAUGUUCCUCUAGUUCCUGAGCUACAGCAUGCCAAGAAGAUCCUUGAGGGCACAGAAAGUGGAAAUCCUUUCGUCGGCCUUCCUCCUUACAUGGACAAGAAUACGUCAGACUGGCAUGCUCUGAUGGGAAUGAUUAGUCGGGAUAAGCAUCUCCAGAACAUGGGAGCUUCUGAUGGCUCCAAUCCGUUGUCAAGUGUGGUCUCGCAUUUUGAUGUAGAGGAACUUAAGAAUGUCACAGCAGAGUGA
This is a messenger RNA of Fusarium sp. VM40, 2103 nucleotides long. The record is from the annotation of a GenBank genome assembly. NCBI's taxonomy places the organism in Eukaryota, Fungi, Ascomycota, Sordariomycetes, Hypocreales, Nectriaceae.